GGCUUUACACAGACAGACUGCCUGUAUGCCGAGGGAGCCAUGUUGAUGCCUGGUUUUGUGUCAACCGCUGCAUUUCGGAUGGUUAAAGGACUGCGUCUGAAAGACCGGGAGACUUAGCGGUGGUUGUAGCACCGCGAUGAGAAGAGGAGCGCGGGUUGAGAUGGUUCACGGAGCGCCAGAAGAGACUUAGGUCGCCGAACAGUUGUUUCAAAGCAAGUUGAUGCUAGUUAGCCUGAUAGCUAGGUAGCAACAGCUGUGCGGACGCUGCGUGGGAUGCGGCGUGUUGACUAAAACAAACCCCUCUUCUCUCCUUGUUGCAUUUUGCUGGGCUAACGUUAGUUAGACUGCUUGAAGACCCUGUGCCCCGGCGGAGUAACAAGGGGGCUGCUGCGUUCAUGCUCGCUUGCUUUAGUCGCAUCUGUAAAGCUAACUAGCUAUAAGCUACCGUUAGCAUGCUGACACUCCGCUCGCAUCUACAGUCACGACUAACAUUUGCUAGCUGAGUGGACUCUUAACUUAUCGUUGCUUUCAGACAGCCUGCCAGUUGUGGAGCACCGCGUUGUGUGAGGAAAAUCCCGAGUGGAGAUAAUGGCGGCACAAACAGUCUCUGUGGAAAGCUACCAAUUCGCCUGCCUAGCUUGCCAGGGAGCGGCUAACGGGCUAGCAGCGUAACUUUCCUCUCGCGGUGUCACACAGAAGCUGCAGAGCCCGCUUCCUCACUAGCCGACGUCUCGUACCUGAAGCAAGCUGGCGGCCCUCCGAGUAGAAGCCGAGGACAAGGAGCUGGGGCCCAUGGCCUGGGUCCUGAAGAUGGACGACGCCACCAUAGAGUCUGGGCUGGUGCACGACUUCGAUGCCAGCUUGUCCGGCAUCGGGCAGGAGCUGGGGGCUGGAGCCUACAGCAUGAGUGAUGUGCUGGCUCUCCCAAUCUUUAAGCAGGAGGACUCCAGCCUUCCUCCUGAAAGCGAGACCAAAAAUCCCCCAUUCCAGUAUGUGCUGUGCACCGCCACCUCGCCUGCUGUCAAGCUGCAUGACGAGACGCUCACGUACCUUAACCAAGGCCAGUCUUACGAGGUGCGUAUGUUGGACAACAGGAAGCCAGGGGAGUUACCAGAGCUCAACAACAAGAUGGUGAAGAGCAUAGUUCGAGUGGUGUUUCAUGACCGCCGGCUGCAGUACACAGAACACCAGCAGCUGGAGGGCUGGAAGUGGAAUCGUCCUGGUGACCGUCUCCUUGACAUCGAUAUCCCCAUGUCAGUGGGCAUUGUGGAGCCGAAGACUCACCCCUCUCAGCUAAACGCUGCAGAGUUUUUGUGGGACAUGAACAAACGAACUUCUGUGUUUGUGCAGGUGCAUUGCAUCAGCACGGAGUUCACUCCCAGGAAGCACGGUGGAGAGAAGGGCGUCCCCUUCAGGAUCCAGUUCGACACGUUCGCCCAGGGAGAAGGUGGAGAGUACACAGAGCACCUCCACUCUGCCUCCUGCCAAAUCAAAGUCUUUAAGCCAAAGGGGGCAGAUCGUAAGCAAAAGACCGACAGAGAGAAGAUGGAGAAACGCACACCUCAAGAGAAGGAAAAGUACCAGCCUUCUUAUGAUACCACUAUCCUGUCAGAGACGAGGCUUGAACCCAUCAUAGAGGAUGCGGGUGACCACGAGCUGAAAAAGUCCAGCAAGCGGACACUUCCCGCUGACUGUGGCGACUCCUUGGCCAAGAGAGGCAGUUGCUCCCCGUGGCCAGAAAACGCCUUCAUCAGCACCAACCAGGCAGCUUCUCCCUCCUUCUCCUCCACCCCGCUGUCCACCUACACAACCUCCUCAGUACCGGACAGUGACUCGUCCUCACCCAAUCACCAGGCAGACCCUUGCAUCCAUGGCAAUUCGGAGCAGCUGAGCCCCACUGCCUCCAUACAGGACGCACAGAAGUGGCUGCUGAAAAAUCGCUUUAGCUCCUACACACGGCUCUUCUCUCAUUUCUCAGGUUCUGAUUUGUUGAAGCUAACCCGGGACGACCUGGUCCAGAUUUGUGGCCCAGCAGAUGGGAUCAGACUCUUCAAUGCACUUAAAUCCAGGUCGGUGCGUCCCAGGUUGACGGUGUACGUUUGUCAGGAGUCCCCUCCGGAGAGCCCCCUGUUGGAGAGACACGGCAGCAGUGAAAACGGAGAGCACAGCAUUUCCUCUAGUUUACAUGUGUAUCAUGCUCUGUACCUAGAGGAGCUCACAGCUGCGGAACUGAUCCGCAAGAUGGCAUGCGUGUGCUGCCUUCCACUGGGAACUAUCAACCAGGUGUACAGACAGGGUCCUACAGGCAUACACAUCCUGCUCAGUGACCAGAUGGUUUACAACUUGCCGGAUGAGAGCUGUUUUUUAAUCAGCACUGUCAAAGAUGAACUGGGCGAAGGACUCCAUCUAAUCCUGAAGUAGUGAGGACAGAUGGCAUCACUAAUACUCCACCCUCUGUUUUGAAACAGAAGCCUCCCUUUGUUCCUCUCUGCCUGCCUCCACUCUCCUUGUACCUCCUGUUCUCUCUAAACGCUUGCACGAUGGAAAGCAGAGAGACUGCGCCAAAGCCAUGUAAAUGUUAGAAUCUGACAUGGGUGUGUCCACUGUUUCAUAUUGAAAACACUAUUAAUGGAGGAGAUUAGUUAAAAGAGGAGAGACUGGGGGGAGUAUGGGGUUAGGGGAAAUAAAAUGAUGUAUGUAUUUUGAUUUUAUUUUAUUUUUUCGUCUUUUUAUAUGGUUUCUGCGGGAGGGGGGAGGCUUCAGGAGAGAGGCAGGAGAGUGACGUUCUGGCCGGCAGGAGAAUGAAAGAAAGCAGUUUCUUUAGUGCUCGUUGCCCUUCUUACACAAUGCACACAACCAGCACUAGGCCAGUAUUUGAUAACCUGUAGUGCUAAGCAGCAUGCGAUCUCAACAUACUAACUUGCUUAAAGGAGAAUCCCAACGUGCUCUGCUUGUUUAUCAUUCUUAAAGGGGUUGUCUCAAUAAACCAUUUAUUGAUCAGCUGAGCUUGAUAACCCCUGAAAUACCCGGGCUAAAUUGGUGAAGUGGUGUCAUUUUGGGGGGGCUGUUGACACCAAUGUAACUUUUUUUUUUUUUUUUUUUUUUUCCUUUCCUUGGACUUUGACAGAUGGACUGAUUUUAUUAACUCUUGUCACAUAGUUAUCCUAUGUGAUUUUAGACUUCCAGCCAUAUCUCUGACACAGUGGCACACUCAGCUCAACUCUCUUAACGUACGUCCUGUUUAACCUGCGCUUUUAUUGUUUUCAGUUUAUGCUUUAUUUAUGAAUCAGCUGUUUGUAUUGCUGUCAUUGAAUUUACUUUUUUUUCUGGUGCCAUAUUGGCUUUUUAACACAAUCUUUUUACUCAUGUUCACGAACAAAGUGCGCAUCAUUGUCUUUGUCUCCUCCCGCUUUCUGUGCUGACUUUGAAACACUGGUUUAGAGGAGUGUGGUUUACGCCUUCUGGGAUUUUGGCCAUAAAUGUGCACAAAAGAAAAGAGUAAGAAACUUCUAUAGAAGACUGACAUGAGAGCAGUAACGCCUAUCCAAAAACCUACUAUAAUGUGGACCAAAUGGGUUUGAGAUUGAUAGGCAUUUUUUGAGGAAAAGCCUCAUUGGCUCUGCACAUCGUGGUCACUAGAAGCAUUCACAGAAUUGAUCAGAUGGCAAAUUAAACCCUUAGUGGAGUUGCUUGUGCGCUGCAUGUACAUAGUGAUAAACCCUCCAUUCCAGGAUCUGCUCUGCAAGAAACAACCCAUCACACAGCAUGCUGGUUAGAAAUGUAUCACUGCUGUAGCAUGGUUUCAAUAGUCUUAUCCUGUAGACUAGAAAAUCAUGGUAGCUCCACAUCCAUCUUCUGAAUUUUGUGUUUUUAAUGUAGCUGAACACAGGAAGAACCUUUUUGAAAAGUGACAGGAAGGUCCUGGGAGCCACCGUUGGUUUAGUUUGACCCCCUUUGAUUUUGGUACACAAUGUCUGGCAAAUGUUGCAAGUGCAUACAGUUUGCACGCCUCUGUGUCAGAUGGUGUGUGUGUGUGUGUGUGUGUGCGCGUGCAUGUGUAUCAUUUUUUUGUUUUUGCAAAGAAAACUUAAUUAUGUCAGUAGUUGUCAUAAACUUUUUCCUGAUGGUAUGAUGAAACUGUGUUUAGCUUGCUGUUUAGUAAAGAGGAUGUGGAAGAUGGGGAAAGGAGGGUGGGAGGGAGGGAUAAUUUGGUCCUGGGUGAGUGUAACCCCUCCUUCUUUUUCCAGAUGUUAGAGACCAAGUCUACACUGAAAAAUCACAAAACUCAAGCUUGAUGUGUAGUCAGUAGUCCUACAGCCACACCCUCUUCUUAUCCACCUAUAAAAAGGAGAACAAAAAAAAAGACUGUAGAGACUGAAAAGCAUUUGUUUUUGUCUCUCCAAGCGCCAUAGCCAGGACUGUAGCUCUUGUGGUGUUUAUAAGGACAUGACAUGAGUACCCCAACACAGUAAACUGUGUUUGUUGACUCAAAAAUUAGUGAGUAAUAGAGCGCGUGUGAUACCACGUCAGACAUACUCUGGUGAGCAGUUUUGGUCCUCUGGAGACCUGACCAGUCGCUGUGUGUGUGUGUGUGUGUGUGUGUGUGUGUGUGUGUGUGUGAGAGAGAGAGUGAGCAGGAGAGGUGACCACCAUACAUGUACAGCCUAACGUCAAUGAUGAUGCUUCUCAUGUGCACAGUAUCGUAUGCUGGAGAUGUACACAACCACAUGUGCUGGGAAUAAAUGAUUUCAUAACUUU
This is a messenger RNA of Micropterus dolomieu (smallmouth bass), 4758 nucleotides long. RefSeq names its product upstream binding protein 1 (gene ubp1). The record is from RefSeq and is a predicted model, not a curated record. Bases 793 to 2421 code for a protein of 542 amino acids. Gene Ontology annotation, biological process: regulation of transcription by RNA polymerase II. Gene Ontology annotation, molecular function: DNA-binding transcription activator activity, RNA polymerase II-specific; RNA polymerase II cis-regulatory region sequence-specific DNA binding. The transcript has 16 exons. Lineage: Eukaryota; Metazoa; Chordata; Actinopteri; Centrarchiformes; Centrarchidae. Gene Ontology annotation, cellular component: nucleus.